CGUUGGUGGGUAUGGUACAACGAUCCAAUUUGAUUACAUUUCGAACAUUAGCCCUAUGGAAUUGUUACGCGAGACAGUUCGCUCGUGCCCGGGAAGGGGAACAGAGGGCGACCGAUUUUUUCCCGAUUCCCACCGUCACAAUCAUCAUCAAACAGUAGCAGCAGUAAUUGAUAAAUGGUGGUUCGGUUUACGUAAUAAUUAAAUUUCUAUUCGCGCUGCCCAACGGGGGCACGAGGAUUCAAAUAAUAGGAACCAUCCCUAGUGCGGGUUGAUCAUUCUAGUGCGGGCCUGACGAGAGAAAAGUGCUGCUCCAUUUGGAGGAAGACUACUGCUGUGAAGAAAGGGCGGAAUAAGUGGAGGUGAAUCGGAAAUUAGUCUAAAGGACGACUAGUAACAAGAGGCGGUUAUUCCAGUAAGGAUGGAAUUUGAGCAGGAAUACACCGCCGAGGAGGCGCUCAAUAUCGAGAAAGAAUUCACGCGAUUGAAAGGCAAACACUACAUGGACCACGCCGGCACAACCCUGUACGCCGAGUCCCAAAUCCGGGCCGUCCAUGACUUGCUCACACAAAACCUGUUCUGCAAUCCCCACAGCAGUCCCCUGACCGGAAAGCUACUCCAGCAAGUUCGACACCGUCUACUUCGAUUCUUCAACACCAGCCCCUCGGACUACAGCUUGGUAUUCACGUCCGGCGCCACCGCCAGUCUCAAACUGGUAGCGGAGAGCUUCCGCUUUCGACCGCCAGACGAGCCCGAGUCGUCUUCGGACGAGGGAGCCUUCGUCUACCUGCGGGACAACCACACCUCGGUGCUGGGGAUGCGAUCCGUAGUGGGGACCGAGCGGAUCGAUCCGCUCGAACCGGAAGAGCUGCUGCGACAUCUGAAGGUGUCGGCCAGAUGUAGUGGAGGAACCAAGCCGUCGCUGUUGGUGUUUCCGGCGCAGAACAACUUCAACGCGGCCAAGUAUCCGCUGGAUCUGGUUGAGGAGAUUCAGCAGAAUGGCUUGAGCGGGUACGAUGAUGAGCGAUUCUACGUGUGCCUGGAUGCCGCAAGUUACGUGUCGACGAAUUUCCUGGACUUGGGUCGCUAUCGGCCGGAUUUUGUGUGCAUGUCGUUCUACAAGAUCUUCGGAUAUCCAACGGGAUUGGGAGCUCUGUUGAUCCGGAACGGAUCCGAGGACGUUUUGGACAAGAAGUACUACGGCGGAGGAACGAUCAAGAUCAUGCUGAGCGGACAGAAUCUGCACCUCAAGCAUGACGAUCUGGUGACGCGGUUCGAGGAUGGUACCCAACCGUUCCUUUCGAUCAUAUCGCUGCUAGAGGGGAUGAACACGAUACAGCGGUUGAUUCCGGCGGCCAACGGAUAUCGCCCGAUGGAGCGAAUUUCAAAGCACGUGUUCAAUUUAGCCAAGUAUUGCUACCGAAAGUUGGGGACGCUCCAACACGCGAACGGCAAGAAAGCGAUCCUGUUCUACUCGGAUACCCGGUACGAAACACGUGAUCGCCAGGGAGGGAUCGUCACGUUUAACGUGUUGAAGGAUGACGGAAUUCAUCUAGGGUUCUCGGAGUUUGCAAAGUUUGCAGGACAACAUCAGAUCUACGUCCGGACGGGUUGUUUCUGCAACGCUGGUAGCUGUCAGAAACACCUUGGACUGACCGACGAGGACAUACUGAUGUUCUACGAAAUGGGUAAGGUCUGUGGGGACGAUACGGACAUGAUCGAGGGACGACCUACCGGGACGGUGCGGGUAUCCUUCGGCUACAUGAAUAAGAAGGAGGACGUUGAUCGGCUGGUGGACAUGAUCUAUGAUUGCUUCGUUUCCAAGUCGGUGAGUAAUGUAGCGAUGGUCAGUCCCAUGAGGAACGUGAUCAAGAACGAAGGUAUUGCGUUGAAGGCGAUCUACCUUUACCCGAUACGAUCGUGUGGCGGCUACCGUGUCACGAGUGCUUGGCCACUGACCGAGCGGGGUUUGAAGUACGAUCGCGAGUUUACGAUCGUAGACAGCAACGGGAAUCCGUUGAUGCGCAACAAGCACGCCGAGAUGUCCACGAUCCAUCCGAAAAUCGAUCCCAGUCUAAAUUUCCUGAUCUUGACGCAUCCUUUCAUGGAAGAUCUGAUUCUUAAAAUCCGGAAGCUUCCUACGGAGUUCAACGAUGGGGAGUCGAUCGACUUGGGCGACGCAGCAGCUGCUUGGAUCAGUAAGGCCUUGCGUAUGCCGAAGCUUCGCCUGUUGCGAACCUCUGCCACGGAUCGUAAGCCCCCUCACAAACUCUUGAUGAUCAAUUGGGACGCAAUGAAGACGCUGAGUGAUGACGAAGGUGUUGAAAGCGAUGCCACAAUGUCCUGGUUGGUUGAUCACUUCCGAGGCAGCUUGAUCGUGGAAGGAAAAGCCGAAGAGGACUUGCAAGUCUGGAAGGAGGUCAAGAUCGGUAAGAAGCGAUUUAAGGUACAAGCAAACUGUACCCGUUGUCCGAUGAUCCACGUUGAUCAGUCGGGUGAAGCCAUUCCGGCAGACUCCCUGAAGGCGAUUGCCAACGUGUUCACCAAAAAGAUUCCCCUGGGCGUUCAUUUGACGGCUGUAGAUGAGGGAUUCCCGGAAGGGGUGCUAGAAUGCGGGUCAAUUCUGGAGCCCGUUCGACAGAGCGAUUCGCCGAAAGCUCACAUCAUCAAAGACUCCGUUUCCACGAGAUACAAUUUUGUUAUCAAGUAAAUCGUUAUGAGAGCGGCAUUUCGCCGUAUCAGA
Aedes aegypti (yellow fever mosquito) is the source of this 2740-nucleotide messenger RNA. Its product is annotated as molybdenum cofactor sulfurase 2. Gene Ontology annotation, biological process: Mo-molybdopterin cofactor biosynthetic process. Lineage: Eukaryota; Metazoa; Arthropoda; Insecta; Diptera; Culicidae. The transcript has 3 exons. The record is from RefSeq and is a predicted model, not a curated record. Gene Ontology annotation, molecular function: molybdenum ion binding; molybdenum cofactor sulfurtransferase activity; pyridoxal phosphate binding. Bases 419 to 2707 code for a protein of 762 amino acids.